Botrytis cinerea B05.10 is the source of this 1442-nucleotide messenger RNA. RefSeq lists its product as hypothetical. The coding region runs from base 343 to 543 and encodes 66 amino acids. The transcript is spliced from 3 exons. NCBI's taxonomy places the organism in Eukaryota, Fungi, Ascomycota, Leotiomycetes, Helotiales, Sclerotiniaceae. The record is from RefSeq and is a predicted model, not a curated record.
GGUGUUCACAUUGAUUGGUGGGUGCCUAAGCGGGUAAUCGUUUUUCUCAAUUCUGCUAUUUGACCAGGAUUUAACGUGUUCCGCCCUGUUAUUCAUCGCUUAUUCCUUGAUGGUGGCAUUAAGCAAGAGACUGUUUUGCCUUGUAGGCUUGCCUUGCCUGUGUCUUACCGGGAAGUUGCCAUCUCCGCUUUUCGUCUAUCCGGUGUUCAAGGGCUCUUUGCAUAUUAAUAUGGACUUGCCACCCGAAGCUCUAUAUCCAUCGCAUCCCCCGACCCUCAUAGCUUUUGACACUAACACUUCACAACUACUAUCAAUCAACGAACAAUUUCUCACAGAGCUAAGAUGGAGACUCAAACUAUCGAGUUCACUGUUGAACAGCUUCUCGACUUACACAGAUAUUGGAUUACAGAACUCUUUAUCAUGGACAAAAAAUCCGAGGAGGAAAUUGUCAAUUUGCUUCAUCAUCAUCAGAUCAAUAUCACUUCGCACACUCUUCACUCUUAUCUCUCAAAUUGGAAUCUACUUACUCCACGAAAGCGAUGAUGAUUACUCUAUCAUAUCUGCAAUCAGCUCGCAAUCAGUACCUGAGAGUUGCAAACAAUAGCCUCCCCCUCCUAUUCUCAACACAGGGCCAACUACGAUUAUCUCAAGUUAUGCCACCAUACUCAGCACAGCCAUUACUGCACUCACAUCCAAAAAUUCUUACCUCAUCCCUAUCACCCCAUCACAGCCAGUCUUGGGAGGUUUAGGCACUAUUCCCAAGUACUCAAUAUGCGUCGAAUCUUACUCGCUCAAUCUUUAAGACUACGAUUGAAGAGCUGUCGAUUCGGAAAGCCCACGGGAACUAUGGAGGGCGAUGAAAGGAACCCGGAAAUACCCGCUUGAGAGCUCUAUGGCUUUGAGAGAAAUCUAUACGUGCUGCUUCGGCGAGGAAUGGGGGAUUGGAAAAAAGUGUUUUGUUUUGUCUUGAUUUGUGAUUCUUUUAUUUAUUUGAUAUUUCUGGGACUAUGUAAAAGGGGAUCACGGUAAUGGGCAACGGAGUUUUCAUUCAUUUGCUGUUUCACCCGCGGUUGUGUGUUAUUUUACAUUUUAAGGCUGGCGAAGGGCGAUUGGCGAUUGGCGAUUGGCGAUUGGAGAUUGCGAUGUGAUAAUGACUGCAAAAGGCUGGAUGACCAGGAUACGGGGAUAUAAAUGGUUCGUAGAUGCCAUGGCGCUGGCAGGAGUACUGCAGUUUGGAGUUUCUUCAUAUGGGUUAUCUGGACGGAUCUGGUCAGAUAUAUGUUGAUCUGAGGGUUUUCUUCCGCGCUUGCCGGAAUUAUAUAGAUUGAUAUCACUACAUUUCUUUCCCUCGCUAUAGCAUAAUGUGCGUAUAACUUUUUUGUUCCUUUUGAUAUACGGUAGAUAGCCUGCGCAAUACCAAACGAGAUCAGAUCGGAUCACCA